Messenger RNA from Larimichthys crocea (large yellow croaker), 1907 nucleotides. It is a transcript of the gene dok3, whose product is annotated as docking protein 3. The coding region runs from base 198 to 1691 and encodes 497 amino acids. Gene Ontology annotation, cellular component: cytoplasm. Gene Ontology annotation, biological process: Ras protein signal transduction; positive regulation of MAPK cascade; cell surface receptor protein tyrosine kinase signaling pathway. Lineage: Eukaryota; Metazoa; Chordata; Actinopteri; Sciaenidae. The transcript is spliced from 5 exons. The record is from RefSeq and is a predicted model, not a curated record.
UCAGUGAUAGCUUGACUUUUGGCCUGUUUGACAUGCGUCACAUGUAGAAAACCGAAUGCUGCUGAUGUAAAGGAACACGUUGGUUUCACUUGGUGGUAUCAUAAAUCUAAUUUUAACCCUGUUCUAGUUGCCUCUUGACCACGGAGUAACAGGUUGGCGGUACUUGAGUGAAAUAUUGGCAGACAAAGCUUACAAGCAUGGAUAAUAUCUUCAAGGAAGGGAUGGCGUACCUUCAAGGGGUCAAGUUUGGAAAAAGAACAUGGAGGAAAAUGUGGAUGACGCUUUUUAAACCCAGCUCCUCAGGGGUUGGGCGAUUGGAGCUCUAUACCGAGUUUGACAACAAUGCUGUGACUGAACAGAAGAAGAAGAAAACGCAAGAGAGAAAAGUGGUGCGUUUAAGUGACUGCCUCAGUGUCACCCAUGCUCCAAAUGAGUCUUGCCCUCCUGGGUGCACAGCCUUCUAUUUAAACACCACUAAUUGCAACUACACCCUGGCCACCAAAGAAAGCCAGGACUGGUUGGACGCCCUAUGUCUUCUAGCCUUUCAGAAGGAUCCUGGAGAAUCAGACAAAGGGGGUUUCGAGAGAGGAAAUGUUUGUACCAUGGAGGACAAUGAACUUUACUCAUCUUGGAAAACCGAUCUGAUCCUUCCUUCAAACCAGUACCAGGUGACUGUCCACACCACAGAUGCGUCCAGGAGGUGCCAGUUGGCUGGAGACUAUCUGCUCUCCCCAGAAAAACAGGCUUUGAAACUGCUGGCCAUCAAUACUGGUCACACAAUCUAUUGCUGGCCAUACAUUCUCCUACGUAAAUUUGGACAGGUUGAGGGUGGAUUCAGCAUUGAAGCAGGCCGUCGCUGUGAUUCGGGAGAGGGACUGUUCAUCUUCCUGUCCAGGCGUGGUUCCGAGAUCUUCCAGACUAUAUUAAAGCACUGCUGUGCAGAGAGGAAGUCCUCUGUAAAGCCACUCAGUGACAACAGGAAAUCAUCUAUGGGCCAGUGGCCUGUUCAACUCCCAACCACAACCGAGAAGCCUGCUGCUGCUGCUGCUGCUGACACAGUGGACGAGUCUGCAAACCACUAUGCUACUAUUAAUGAUACAGCUGUGAAUGUAAAUAAACCACCUGUUUUCAAACCUUAUCUCUCUACCAGCAUGGACGAUGUGAGAGAGGAAGGUGAGGAUGAGGAGACACGGUGUCGUUCCCUGGAUGCUGUAAACCUGGGUAAUCUCAUGGACGACGACAUUUAUUGCAACCUAAGGAGAACCACGCCUCCUAUUAUCAGAAAAGAUGUGGUCAAACCUGAGAUAAAUACAGAGUGCAUCUAUUCGGAUUUGAAAGCAGUUCAUUCUCGCUCAAAUCCCCGGCUGCAGCCCUUCUCGUCAGCCCUCUCUCAGCCUGCCCCCCCGCCUCCUCCAUGCACACCUCCCCUAUCUGAUUUUUUUGCCCUACCCAAGCCCCGAUACCAGUGGCAGCCCCCUGUGAAUAACAACAUCCAGCCAGGGUGCAAUGCACAGGCACAGGCGGUGGAUGACAUGAAAGAGAUGGAGGAGGCCAUCAGCUCCUCCCGUGCUACCCCCACAGAGGCCCCUGGCAGUUUUAAACACAGGCUGGCAGAAAUCAUUUCCAAGGACCUGGCAAAGUUCCAGCCACCUCUUCCCUCCGGACCGGGCAGUCCCACAUUAUAUGACUAGGUUAUUAGUUAACAGACAGACUAGAAGGAGCUAUUUUAACCAUGAUAAACUGCCAUGAAGCAUUAUUAUUUCUUUGAAAUCCCCUCCACUCAUUAGGCAUCAGAUCUUGGUUUGCAGAUGUUUGUAUGUUUGUCUGCAGUGGUGGAAUGUAACUAAGGCGCAUGUACUAAAAUACUGCACUUAAGUACAGUUUUGAGGUACUUUUAGUUUAGUUUU